AUGCGUGAAAUGAAAGAGGUGAAUGAAGAAGCAUUCAAGCACCUUUGGAAGAUCCCACCUAGACAAAAGAUUUCCAAAUAUGUUGAUACCAUUCUGCCGAAUAUCAUAAAGAAGUUGGGAAAAGAAUCACAAAAGAUUAACAGUUGGAUUGUUAGGCAUGCAGGUGAAGUAGAUUAUAAGGUUAGGCACAUAUCACUCAUUGAAGAAAAGUUUGUUGUUAAUCUGUCAAAGCAUGAGUGUUCAUAUAGAAGGUGGAUGUUGAUUGGGCUACCAUGCUGUCAUGCCCUUGCAUUUAUGAAGGAUCAACAUUUACAGGUAGAUUAUUUUGUUCCUGAUUAUUAUAAAAAGGAGUGUUAUGAAGCUUUCUAUGCACCAAAGAUUUAUCCAGUCAAUGGAGAAUCGCUUUGGACCAAAACAGGUGAUGUUGACCUGCAACCACUCCCCAUAAAAAGACAACCUGGUAGACCCAAGAAGAAAUGGAACAAAGAUGCUGGGGAACAAGUUAGAAAUGAUACACAACUCAAAAGGUCCAAAUUUGGUAUCAAGUGCAGCAGGUGCCAUAAAGAUGGUCACAACAAGUCCACUCGUAAGCUGCCUACAACAACAAUAAUAACAACACCAAAUGUUGCUGCUAUAACAACACCACCACCAACUACUGCUGCUAAAACAACACCAACACUAAAUGUUGUUGCUACAUCAGCACCACCACUAACUGUUGUUGCUACAACACCAUCACCACCAACUACUGCUGCUACACCACCACCACCACCAACUACUGCUGCUACAUCAAUAAGACCACCAACUGCUGCUGCUACAUCAGCCCAACCACCAACACCAGUUGUUAUUGCACCAAGCCUAUCACCAACACCAGUUACUGCUACAUCAAGCCAGCCAACACCACAUUGA
Messenger RNA from Lathyrus sativus (Indian pea), 906 nucleotides. Lineage: Eukaryota; Viridiplantae; Streptophyta; Magnoliopsida; Fabales; Fabaceae. The record is from the annotation of a GenBank genome assembly.